AUGGCUCCAAGGACGAAGACUUCUUUUCCGGGAGAAAAACAACCUCUGCGGCACUUUACACAUCCACAUGUCCUAAUCAAGGAAGAUGUAUUAGACCAAGCAGUUUAUGAAAAUAACGAAUUUGUAUGUGAUGGCUGUGCCACUCUAGGUACUGGUGCUAGAUACCAUUGCAAGCAAUGCGCUUUCGAUCUCCACGAGGUUUGUACUACAUGUCCUGAGUAUCUCACCUCUUACAUUCAUCCUAACCAUCCAUUGGAACGGAUAUGGGAGGGGCCCGGCACAGAUUACGGUCAGUGGCGUCCUUGCAAUGUCUGUGGUGAUCAAGUCAAAGGUCUCUUCUACAAGUGCGCUUCCGGUGCUGCCAAUCGCUAUGAUGAUGGGCGUCAUGAAUUUUUCAUCCACCCUUUAUGCUCCAAACUGGAAUUGCAAGUGCGUCAUGCAAUCGACCAAAACCACCCACUCAAGCUUCAAUCAGUUCCGGUUAUUCGUGAUGCCUGGUGUGCAAUCUGUAGAAACCUUGUUUCUUCCUCUUCUUGGAGUUAUAGAUGUGAUCCAUGUGGUAUCAAUAUUCAUCCCCAGUGUGUUACUCUUCCAUACCACAAUUAUCAGUCUGCCCCUAGUUAUUCGUCACGAGAAAAUCAGUCUGGACCUAGUUGUUCGUCCAGAAAAAAAGUGGCCGAUGCUGCGGCAGAUUCGGAAGCUCUGUAUGCUGAAAUGAUCUCUGCUAAAAUGAUGCAUAUAGCCCUUGACAAUGGUUUAAGUUACAUUUAA
This is a messenger RNA of Papaver somniferum (opium poppy), 771 nucleotides long. RefSeq lists its product as uncharacterized. The transcript has a single exon. The record is from RefSeq and is a predicted model, not a curated record. NCBI's taxonomy places the organism in Eukaryota, Viridiplantae, Streptophyta, Magnoliopsida, Ranunculales, Papaveraceae. The coding region runs from base 1 to 771 and encodes 256 amino acids.